AGGUUGAAUUUAUAUGGAGACGGCCGAUGAAAUUUUCCAACAUAUUAUAUAUCAUUGUGAGAUUUGGUGGCGGCGCACUCAUAUUUCUCUCUGCUUCAGCAUUUAUGAGCAAACACACUUCUAAAGAGGUAUGUUUCUGUUCAUUAUUCCUCAACAUUCAAGGGUGGCCCAGUUUCUGCAUUCUUUGGGCAGUUCAACUCAUACUGCAGCUCCGAGUGUACGCUCUAUACCGCCGAUCUCUAGCGGUCCUGAUUGCGAUGGCGGUCGGAUUUACGAUUGAGGUUAUAGUCAUGUCUAUCUUUUUAGGAAUAGGCAUGGCCGAGAAUACCAAUACAAAUAGGCCGUUACCAAAUAUUAGAAUCUGUGCCGUCACGCACGCGCCGCCUGUGCUUGCUUACGUGUGGUUGCCCGAUAUUGUUUUUGGAACAUUUCUAUUCGUGCUUGCAGGAAGGAUCGGGUUCAAACGCGGUAGAUUUGGCUUCAACAUCUUCCGCAUGGAGAGAAAAGACCUUGUCGAUGCUCUCGUGUAUGGCAACCUCCAUUACUUUCUCUGCAUACUCAUUGCGAACGUUGUAAAUACGGGAAUCUGGCAAGGGCUAGGGUUUAGCUGGUUCGAAGCUCCAGAGGGGUUCGCAGCUGUCAUUGAAAUCAUCCUUGGAUGUCGGAUGGUGCUGGACCUUAAUUCAGCGGUGUCUGAUUCUGACGGCUUGCGUCUAUUGGACUCGUUCCCACUCAGAGACUCUUUCGGUGCCAGAGAGGGUCCGUCAACACUUUAUUCUGCGGUUAGCACCUAUGAUCUUGAGACUCCGCAAGGUCAAAAUCGGCUUACCCAAGAGAUUGAGUUAGCUUCUCCGACUAGUCCUGGAUCCGGGGAAAGCUCUCGCGUUCUCAUCGAGGGAGCAAACGAGUUGUGUAGCAGUCCGCUUCCUACCGUUGUUCAUUAGUGUACAAAACUGUUCUUACAGAAACCUAUCACUACACGACUACAUAAACUACAUUGAUUGUUUGGUUCAUUGCAACUGCGAGCGAAUUGAUGAGACCUUGAGGAAGCAACUACAAAGGUUAUGUAAUACACAACAAAUCAAUCUGUACCUCUCACAGCUACAGCACCUUUCUUCCACUUUUACAUCUUCCAUCUAUUGUCCUAUAAUAGGCGAUAAGCACUGUUUCAACUAUUAGGUGUUCGUAAUAACGUUCCGAGGGCGAAAUUAUUGGCAUCGUGGAUAUAGACAAUGAUUUACAGGCGAAAUAACUCAAGCCCAUCAAGCUUGUUGCUGGCGGAUGCCACCCAUCAAUUCGAGGAUGUCU
Molecule: messenger RNA, 1308 nt
Organism: Suillus fuscotomentosus
Lineage: Eukaryota; Fungi; Basidiomycota; Agaricomycetes; Boletales; Suillaceae
Exons: 10
Coding region: 27-944 (305 amino acids)
Source: RefSeq, a predicted model, not a curated record